Lucilia sericata (common green bottle fly) is the source of this 3396-nucleotide messenger RNA. Its product is annotated as histidine-rich glycoprotein. The coding region runs from base 1328 to 1759 and encodes 143 amino acids. Lineage: Eukaryota; Metazoa; Arthropoda; Insecta; Diptera; Calliphoridae. The record is from RefSeq and is a predicted model, not a curated record. The transcript is spliced from 2 exons.
CGACUAUAAUGUCGACUAUAGAGUCGACUAUAAUGUCGACUAUAGCAUCGACUAUAAUGUCGACUAUAAAGUCGACUAUAAUGACGACUAUAAUGUCGGCUAUAGAGUCGACUAUAAUGUCGGCUAUAGAGUCGCCUAUAGAGUCGACUAUAAUGUCGCCUAUAGCGCCAACUACAAUGUCGCCUAUAACGCCGACUAUAAAAUCUAUUAUAGAGAUAAAGACUCGACUAUAGUGUCUACUAUAGAGAACACUAUAUUGCCGUCUAAAUAGUCGACUAUAGAGUCAACUAAAAUAUCGUCUUAGAGUCAAUUAUAAAGUUUACAUAUAGUGUCUACUAAAGGAUCAACAAUACAUUCGACUAUAAACGUGAAUAUAAAGUAGGCUCUAGAGUCGACUAACAAGAUGCAGCACGGUUUUCCGUUCGACUCCAAAUCCUCCCAUCUUUUCAAAACACUAAUUCUUUAACAAAAACACCUAGUAAAUUACAUAACAGAGGGUUAAUUUAAAUGACAAUAGGCGAUUGAAGCGUUAAAAUAGAAGUGACGUAUUAUGCCACAAUGGCGUAUACGUAAUAUCAUUUGGGGUCUUUGACAACAAAAAAAUAAUAAAAACUGUUGCAAAGUAAGCUAACUGUUAGCGAGCUACAUGUGCUCGUAAAUAAAGUUAAAUGGUGGCAAAAGUCGACAAGAGUUUAAAAGAGUUCGUUAGACUGGGAAUUUAAAAAAAAAGAAAGAAAAACAUUUCAUUUUUUGUUAAAUGUUGUAACAGCUUCAGAGAAAACAGCUGCAGCAGCAAUAGUACAAAAAAAAAAACACCUCAACAACAUAUCACAACAACAACAAGAUAGACAGCAACAGACAGCUAACAACAAUAGCAGCAAUAAGAGCUUGCUAAGCAUGUACUACAACUACAACUUACUAACUUUUUACUACAUCUGUAUGUACAAUAUGUACAUUUAUUUUAUUUUAAGCCAAAAGCCAGUAAAAUUGUAUUGUACAUUAUUUGUGUGAUGAUGUUUGUCUUUAUGAAUCCGAAUUAGUUUGUUUGAUCGUCGAUUUUUUCAUUUUUGGCUGGGGGUAUAAAUCGAAUCUGGAUUCGAACCAUAAUCACAGUCAAAGCCAAUACGUCUUAGAGCAACGUACUCUAAGCCCAAAAAGCAGUUAAACCAAAAAAAAAAAUAUAAAAUAAUAAAUUAAUUAAAAGAAAACUAAACUAAAUAAAAGAAAAAUCGCGUGUUAAGGAAAUAUUCCAGUGGAAUCUAUAACACAUAUUUAACAUAAUAGAAAGUUAAAUUUAGCAAAAAAAAAAAAAAAAACAACAAACAAUAUGAUGAAAUUCAUUAUUCUGUGCUCUUUUAUUGUGGCCGCUACCGCUGCCUUAAAAAUCCAUGAUUAUCAUGGUCAUGGUGGUCAUCAAGAAUACGAACACAUUGAAUAUGCCAAACAUGAAGAACCCGAACAUACCGAAGAAACAGAACUUCAUCAUGAAGUUGAACACAAACAUGCCACAUCACACCAAAGUGUUAAGUUGCACCACUAUCAUGCUGUGCCCGUGUACAUCAAGAAGGAAGAUCAACAUUUGGUCAAGAAACCCAUUGAAAUUGGAGGCACUAAACAAAAAUUGAAACUUCUCCAUCCCGAAACUGAAAAGAACCAUAAUCAUGGUUUAGUUUUGGAAGAACACAGUGAAUCGAAAUUCCAUGAACAUGGUCACUACGAAGAACCCAAACACUAUGAACAUUAUCAUCAUCAUGAAUAAAUUGUAAUUGAAAAAAAAAAAAAACACAAAUUAGAAAUAAUGUUCCUUCUUGAGUUUAGCAGCAGCAAGAGGAAAAAGAUCUAAAUAUCUAGCUACAAAAUUGCCAAAUUAUUCCCUAAUGUUCUAGAGUUUGAAAUAUAUAUAUAAGACUAUAAUUAUUGCUAAAAAUAAUAUACCUUAAUUUUUGUUGUAAAAUAUACAUGUAAAUAUGUAUGUAAAUGCAUAUUGUGUAAUUAAUUUAAGUUUUUCCUUGUAAUUUUUUUUAAUAAAUAAAAUAAUUUAAAAAAAGAAAUGCAAAUUAGUUUCACUGUGUCUGCCAUGAAAUUGGCAAAAAAAAUAUUUAUUGUAUUAAAAACCCAUAAACCUACAUAAUACAUAUAUAUAUACAUAUGUAUUAUGUAUGUAGAUAACAAACAUAUGCAGGAAAAGUAACAGGUGAACAGAAAUGCAAUAUCAUGCAAUAGCUUGGAAAUGCUUUUUAUUUAAAUACAAAAUAUGUGCGUGAUUAUGUGCUAUAUAAGAGGUAUUCACUCUUCAAAGCAGACAUCAGAAGAAGUAGAAGGAAAGCUUUUCCUUGCUUAAACAUAUUAGAGUUCUAUAUUCUUAUAGAGCACCUUUCACCAUAGUGUUAUACAUAUGUAUUUUAUUCUCUAAAACAAUACUUUGUGUGUUUGAUUCAAAAAGUACUAGUUGAAGAACGAAUCAUAGAUGAAUCAAACAACUUUAUGGAUCGAUCAAUAGCAACUGAACCUCAGUUGAAUUGUCUGUUGCCAAAAUGAAAUUACAGAUGGAUACUGGCAACCGACAGCUGUUAAUUUCAGUUGCCAAAUUGGCAAUUAGAAAUUUGUAGUUGCUGAGAGAUGGGUUUUGAAGCAAAUUUGUGGAAUUUUUAUCAAUUUUAUGCUUAAAUAGUGUUGAUGCAUGGGGUCCGUGUUAUUUUUAAGAUAUACAUAUUAUAUUGAGUUUAUACAUUUCCAGAAGCUUUUUAAAUUGACUUACCUUGACUUUUGAAAUAAGAAUCAGAAAUCAGAAUCCUAAGAACUCCAGAUAUCCUUAAACUAACCCGAACUAUGGCAUGACUUGGGGAUUUAAAUUUAGGUUCUGCAGAGCACAUUAUGUAUCUGUUAUAGCCAAGCCUGCAGCUCUAUAAAUUGAAGUGGUUGGGUUAUCAUUUCCAUCGCUGGUUUAUAGCCUCAAUGGAGUGGAUGCGUGUAUACACUUCAGAACACUUCACUUCUGAAUUUAUUUAAUAUUUUUUCACAAUUGAACUUUAAUUUAAAAUUCUAUUCAUAUUUUUUAUUGUUUGUUUACAUUUUUUUUUAUUCUGUCAAAAUAGCAACAGAUGACACAAUAUCGAUAACCUUUUGGCAACUAACGAAAGUUGUGCUGACUGCUCUGUAAAGGCCCAAAUAGACUACACAAGCGGCUUAUCAAACAUACUUCUUGCAUUCGCACACACACUACACAAACAUUGCUCGUACAAACACCGAUUUUUUCACGUUUUUGUGGACUUUCAAAGAUACAGAUCUCAAUUUUUCUUAGAAAUGUAAAUUUUUUGAAAAAUUUGUUAUUAAUGAAUAUAAACCAUACAAAUGGUUUGACAAAAAUUCAAUAUGUUUGUGUAAAAAUCAAAAUUU